Molecule: messenger RNA, 1200 nt
Organism: Acyrthosiphon pisum (pea aphid)
Lineage: Eukaryota; Metazoa; Arthropoda; Insecta; Hemiptera; Aphididae
Product: retinol dehydrogenase 12-like
Source: RefSeq, marked predicted
AUUCGCCGUUCGACUGUUCGAGCACCACCAUGCGUGUGUGUAAUAUGAUACGUUUAUCAUAUUUUAUGCAACUAUAACCUAUCCAUAAUAUUGUUGUUAUCUAAUUCAAAUUGGUUUGUGAAAAUUUACCGUCGAUCUCGCUCCGAACGUAAAAAUGUUUAGCGGAAAAUGCACGAGUUCGGCCAGACUGGACGGCAAGAUCGCCAUCGUGACAGGGGCGAACACGGGCAUCGGCAAAGUAACAGCCAAACAAUUUUAUGCACUAGGUGCAAAGGUCAUAUUGGCGUGUCGGGACGUCGGAAAAGCGGAAAAAGCUGUUUCGGAAAUCAUGGCUGAAGUAAAAAGCGACGGCCUCGGACAACUGAUCGUAGAGGAGUUGGAUUUGGCGUCUUUCGCGUCGGUCAAGCGUUGCGCGAAAAACAUUUUACAAAAGGAAAAACAAAUUCACCUGCUCGUGAACAACGCCGGCGUAAUGGCUUGUCCCAAAGGAAAAACCCAGGACGGUUUCGAAACCCAAUUCGGUGUCAAUCACUUGGGGCACUUUCUGUUCACUUCGCUCCUAUUGCCAAGAAUCCGAAACUCGGACCCCGCUCGCAUCAUUAACGUGUCAUCAAGGGCGCAUACGAGAGGUUCAAUCAAUUUUGAAGACAUCAACUUCGACAGAAAUUACUCGGCUAUGGCAGCUUACAGCCAGAGUAAACUGGCUAAUGUGCUGUUCUCGAAAGAACUGACGCGAAGACUCGAAGGGACCGGAGUUCACGUGUAUAGCCUACAUCCGGGAAUCGUGAGCACCGAAUUGGGUAGAACGAUAGACGAAGUGUACUUCCCCGGCUUAUGGCUGUUGGGCCGCGUUAUUCUCUUUCCAUGGGUGAAGACGCCGGAACAAGGAGCUCAGACCACUUUGCACUGUUCGAUAGACGAAAAGGCCGGAGAGGAAACCGGACUUUAUUACAGCGAUUGCAAGGUGAGUGAACCAUCGGCAUUAGCCAAAGACCCGGAAUUGGCGAAAAAACUUUGGGAAAAAAGCGUGGAAAUGGUCGGCUUAAAGGACUACGAUAUGUUCAACUGCAAUGAAGACACGCUCCCCAAACCAUUGGAAAACGCCUAAAUCGUGAACGCUAACGUGUAUUUAAAACAAAAUGUAUUCAAUCAAUAUAAAUAGUUUUUAUAUUUUACAAAUAAAUUUUCAUUCCAAUCGCA